UCUCAGACUGACAUUCAUUCAACACUCACUGCCACCUUAAACAGAUUACUCUGUCCGCUAGCUGCUAGUGUCAAUUCCAAAUACCUUGCUCACUUCUUCACUUUGUCUCCAGCAACGUGCUCAGGAUGCUACCGAAACUCCAGCUCCACCCGGGGAUGGUUCUAUUAUUGAUAUGGCUCUGUCAUUUCAUGGAAGAUCAAAAAGUACAAGCUGGUAACUGCUGGUUACAGCAGGGGAAGAACGGGAGGUGUCAGGUGCUCUACAUGCCGGGGAUGAGCCGGGAGGAGUGCUGCAGAAGCGGGAGGCUGGGGACGUCUUGGACCGAGGAGGACGUACCCAACAGCACCUUGUUCCGGUGGAUGAUCUUCAACGGCGGAGCCCCCAACUGCAUACCCUGCAAAGAAACGUGCGACAACGUGGACUGUGGACACGGAAAGAGGUGCAAGAUGAACAGGAGAAGCAAGCCGCGCUGCGUCUGCGCGCCAGACUGCUCCAACGUGACUUGGAAAGGACCUGUCUGCGGGUCGGAUGGAAAGACAUACAAAGACGAGUGCGCGUUGCUCAAGUCCAAAUGUAAAGUCCAUCUGGACCUGGAAGUGCAGUACCAGGGCAAAUGCAAGAAGACCUGCCGUGACGUCUUGUGCCCGGGAAGCUCCACGUGCGUCGUGGACCAGACGAAUAACGCAUACUGUGUGACCUGUAAUCGGAUCUGCCCUGAACAGACGUCACCGGAGCAGUUCCUGUGUGGCAACGACGGGAUCAUCUACGCCAGCGCGUGCCAUCUGAGGAGGGCGACAUGUCUCCUGGGAACAUCCAUAGGAGUAGCAUACCAGGGGAAAUGCAUCAAGGCCAAGUCGUGCGAGGACAUCCAGUGCAGCGCGGGAAAGAAGUGUCUGUGGGACAGUAGGAUGAGCCGAGGCCGCUGCUCCCUCUGUGAGGAGGCGUGUCCGGAGAGCCGGACGGACGAGGCGGUGUGUGCCAGUGACAACACUAACUACCCCUCAGAGUGUGCGAUGAAGCAGACCGCCUGCUCUCUGGGAACGCUCCUGGAGGUUAAGCAUUCAGGAUCUUGCAACUCUAUAACAGAAGACCCUGAGGAAGAGGAGGAGGAGCAGGAAGAUCAGGACUACAUGGUUCACAUCCACCUGACCUCCUUAUUGGAUGGAUAGGCUGUCUAUCAUAUCCACCUGUCCUCCUUAUUGGAUGGAUAGGCUGUCUAUCAUAUCCACCUGUCCUCCUUAUUGGAUGGAUAGGCUGUCUAUCAUAUCCACCUGUCCUCCUUAUUGGUUGGAUAGGCUGUCUAUCAUAUCCACCUGUCCUCCUUAUUGGAUGGAUAGGCUGUCUGUCAUAUCCACCUGUCCUCCUUAUUGGAUGGAUAGGCUGUCUAUCAUAUCCACCUGUCCUCCUUAUUGGUUGGAUAGGCUGUCUAUCAUAUCCACCUGUCCUCCUUAUUGGAUGGAUAGGCUGUCUAUCAUAUCCACAUGCUCUCGUUAUUGGUUGGAUAGGCUGUCUAUCAUAUCCACAUGCUCUCGUUAUUGGUUGGAUAGGCUGUCUGUCUGUCUAGCUGCCUGCCUGGUCUGCACUAAGGGACCAGUCCUAGGGCCAGGGCUCAUGUUGUCCAUACUGUACAUUACAUAUGUGUAUGCGUAUUUAUACAUAUAGUUCAGUUCUGCUAGAUGUUUUAUUUAUACUGUUUUUUGUGUUUUUAUAAUUUAUACAUUUCCAAUGUUCAGGAUGACUAUGUGCCAUGUUAUUGUGUUACCACUUGUUUCUAUUUUGUAUUAUAAUUUUUUAUUAUGAAGAAAUAUAUUUCUCCAAAGAGAAGCAGUGUUAUUUAUUGAGUAAAGUAUCCGUCUCCUUUCUGCAAGCUGUAAUUGGUUUCAUGCUUCCCUGAGCUGUACUAACCUGCUUAUGUUCUCACUGUCAGAUAUAUUUUAUUAACACAGAUGUUUAUCAUUCACACGUUAAUGCAUGUUUAGCCUACAGUGUGUUUAUUUAUGGGGGAUCUAUCUUAUCUGUCAAUCAUUUAUGUACAGAAAUGUUUCUGCUUUUUGUUAACACAUCAUUAUAACUCGCCAAAGGGACAUGGGUUUGGGGUCAAUUCCAAAUUGAAUUCCAGUCAAUUCAGAAAGUAAACCAAAUUCCAAUUCCAAAUGUUCCUAAUUGAAAAUCAUUUUUUAGAGAAUUGGAAUUUCAGUGUAAUUUCCUGAAUUGACUGGAAUUUAAAAUGGAAUUGACCACAACCACCCUGCAAAGGGAUUCUCUCAAGGGUUCUGUAAAGGUAAAGGUGCUUUACACGGUGCAGCAUGCUGAUAGCAGCCAGGUCAAAAGAUCUGUAUGCGCUUUUGCCUACUCCGUUAUUAGUUGUCAUGACAAUUCCAUUAGGAGUUGGCAAGAGAGCAGAAACAGCCUGGCAACCAAGCUAUAGUAACAGUCUGAAAGGUGCCAACUAACUCCUCUAACGCUGUGUUCAUAACCAAGUGGGAAGGUGGUAUUUACCACAUACGACUGGGGGAAAAAAAUCCACUUGAACGCCCCUCCAACUGAUAAUUACUAGUGAGGAAACUCGUCUAUCAUCCUGAGCUCCUACUUCUGCCACAUUCUGACCUCUGACGUCACCUACUAAGGAAAUGACUUCAGUAACAGCAUUUUUUCAUCCGUUAAAUACAACAACAAAACAUAUAAAUAGCAAUCUAUUAAUGUUUUUUGAACACUUUAAUUUUGUUUAGAAGCAUGCUUUUAGAGUUUAUGGUUGACGCAGCUUGUUGGUCAUUAGCCAAUCGUUUUUUUCUCGACGAGUCAAAGCAUGUAAAUGCAUCCAACUGGUAUUUAAGACUUCACAACUGGUAAUUUCCACCUUCCCACUUGGUUAUGAACGCAGCAUUAGUUUACUCCUCUACAAUGUGUUUCCCCCGGUGGAGAUGUCUGUCUAACCCAGACAAACGUAAACUCAGCAGCAGUGUUUUAUUUUGUACACGUUCGAACAGAGAUGGGUUUUUUUUGGGACAACACUUGAUUUUGUCAAAAUGUGGCAUGAAAAUGUGUGUGUUUGUGUGCUGCCAGUGUUUUGCUCCAUAUUGCUCUUGCAGAGCUCACCUGACUAGGGGGCUAGACAGCAGCACAUGUACACUGUAUCAAAACCUCAUCACACUUUGCUUUUCUCGCCACGCUGUUGUUCUUUUCAGAAUGCAUUUUCAUUUUCAAAAAUCGCAAGAGAAAUACAAAAUUCUGUUAUAAGUAUAUAGUUCAGUAUUUCUGUUAUGUAAAUGUCAUAUGUACAUACAAAGUCGGAUAUUUGUACAGAUAUGAAGAGUAAAACAAUAAACUUUUUUUUUUUUUCCUUA
Coregonus clupeaformis (lake whitefish) is the source of this 3344-nucleotide messenger RNA. Its product is annotated as follistatin-A-like. Gene Ontology annotation, biological process: negative regulation of activin receptor signaling pathway; cell differentiation; multicellular organism development. Lineage: Eukaryota; Metazoa; Chordata; Actinopteri; Salmoniformes; Salmonidae. The record is from RefSeq and is a predicted model, not a curated record. Bases 126 to 1169 code for a protein of 347 amino acids. Gene Ontology annotation, molecular function: activin binding; protein binding. The transcript has 6 exons.